Molecule: messenger RNA, 2190 nt
Organism: Owenia fusiformis
Lineage: Eukaryota; Metazoa; Annelida; Polychaeta; Sabellida; Oweniidae
Source: the annotation of a GenBank genome assembly
GAUACCUUAUGGGAAUGAUACUCCCGUUUAGUAGGAAUAUAAUGACCCAAUACAAAUAAGCGCAGAUACCAGACAGGGCCAUCAUCACUGAAGGUUGGAACAGUUCCAUCUUGAUCUUGGCAUCGAGAAUUUUCAAAUUUGAAUCAUCACUGAACGCAAGACGUCGCUAGCGAGUGACGUGUUCUAGAAUGUCUUUAAUCGGGAAUUUUUUCUCGGGACUUGGACUUUACAAUUUACUCAUUCUUAGCAUUUUAGUCUACAUUUCUUUCAUACUGCUGAAGCGAUAUGUAUGGAGCGUUGACGGAGAUGUUCGUUAUUCGCAAUGUGAGCCCCCUGGACCAUGGGGACUUCCGGUUCUAGGAAAUCUUCUACAAUUGGGUAGUAGCCCGCACAAAAGUUUAACAAAAAUGUGGACAAAAUAUGGCAACGUUUUUAAGAUACAAAUGGGAAGUCGGCCUACUGUUGUGUUAAAUGGACUCGAAACGAUCAGACAGGCACUGGUACGGCAAUAUGAAGACUUUAGUGGCAGGCCGGACUUUUACACGUUUAAUUUCAUAGGUAAAGGAAUAAGCAUGGGAUUUGGUGAUUAUACACCACGUUGGAGAACACAUAGGCGUAUAGCGCAAAACGCCUUGGCAAUGAUGCUCAACUCUCGCGACAACCCGAUGCAUAUUUUCAUUGAGGCAGAAGCAGAGGUACUUGUUGGGAACCUGAUCGAUCAGGGCAAAGGCAAUACCCCUAUUGAUCCCCAUAACGAAAUCUACCUAUCAGUGGGGAACAUUAUUUGCGCAAUGUGUUUCGGGAAGCGUUAUCAGCGAGAUGAUCCCGACUUUCAACAACUCAUCAAAAAUAAUGACGAUUUCAUGUCGUUUGCUGCCGCUGGUAACCCCGUGGACAUAAUGCCAUGGUUAAAGCAUUUUCCAAAUCCACCGCUGAAGAAUUUCCUUGGUAUUUUGGACACGAUGAAUAAAUUCUGCGAUCGUAAAACAGACGAACAUUUGAGUACGUACGACAGCUCUUACCUUAGGGACAUUACCGAUGCUUUGAUUCAUUUCGUCAAGGAAACACCUCGCGAGGAAAAGGAAGCUGUCGGCCUUACCGAUGAUCACAUCCUGACAACGGUUCAAGAAAUGAUCGGAGCUGGGUUUGACACCAUCGCAACAACACUUCAAUGGAGCAUCCUCUUUAUGGCUACAAAUCCCGAGUUCCAGAAACAGAUGCAAGCAGAGAUUGACAGCGUCAUCGGGAAAGAUCGGUACCCGUCGUACAACGACUACGAGAAUCUUCCUUUUACAGAGGCGUGUAUUUUAGAAACGAUGCGACACUCCUGCAUAUUCCCCUUCGCACUCCCUCACAGUUCUACACGUGAUUCUAUCCUCAACGGCCACUUCAUCGCAGAAAGGACUCUUAUCUUUAUCAACAUGUGGUCAGUAAACCGCGACCCCGCAAACUUCCCCAACCCCGAGAAAUACGACCCCUAUCGGUUUUACGACGAGGCAACGAAAACUGUAGAUAGAGUCAUGGCAGAGAAGUUCAUACCAUUCGGAAUGGGGCGUCGUCGUUGUCCCGGGGAACAGCUUGCUAAGAUGGAGCUUUGUAUAUUCUUUAGCACGUUAUACCAGAGAUGUUCAUUCGCCACGGUACCAGGGAUGACGUACGAAUACGAAUCGAAAUAUGGACUCACUCUCAAGCCUAAAGACUUUGUAGUAUCCGUUGAAAAACGUACUUAAUAUGAAAUACUAAGGAUAGGCCAAACAUGGUCGAAACAAUUUGAAUUGAGCUUUCAUCAUCACUUCAAAGUUCAAGGUCAUCUUCACCACUUAUGGCACUGAAUCAUUCAAAUCCAAUGAGCAUGACAUAUUUAAAACGUUUGGACAAUUAUGUGACCAGAGAAAUGCCAAGUGAAACUGAAAUGACCUCAAUGCUAUUCUUGGUAAACCUUCAAUCGCGUUAAUAUUUCUGCAUUAUUUGGCAACUCUCUUGGAACAAGAUCAACUCCAAUCUGCUCAUGGAUAGCUAGCAACGCUAUAAAUUGACAAUAUUCAAUAAAGAAAAGCACUAACGAGUUUAAUAGUUUCUUUACCAUAUUAUUGAAAUAAAAUACAUAUGGACUCACUAAUAGAUGCCUCAAAACCUGUUAUUUCAAUAACAAUAUUAUUACAGCUCGAAAUAUUACUCACCUAAGAACCA